Molecule: messenger RNA, 1689 nt
Organism: Histoplasma capsulatum G186AR
Lineage: Eukaryota; Fungi; Ascomycota; Eurotiomycetes; Onygenales; Ajellomycetaceae
Exons: 4
Coding region: 1-1689 (562 amino acids)
Biological process (GO): DNA-templated transcription
Molecular function (GO): DNA binding; zinc ion binding
Source: RefSeq, a predicted model, not a curated record
AUGAGCUACCCGCGCAAACGCACGUUGCUUGCAUGCGACUUUUGUCGCCAAAGUCUGGAAUCUCCAGCGAUCCCCUCAGCAAUAUCAAGAAGGCUUGACAGUAUAGAAUCACUCCUCAAGUCCCAUUCAGAAGCAAUAGCUGCGAUUUCUCAGCAGCAGCAAGUUUUGGACGCUCUAUGCUCCACCCAGGAGAUCCUAGAUGCUCAGGCAGUGCCAACGGAUGCGAUAAUUAUCGAACCGCCAAUCCCCGAUCCAUCUCGCGUCGACAGACUCAAUUUGACAUCUCCACUUAGCAAUACACACUCUUCUCCAUCGUCGAUUGCGGGUGUCAGUCCUGAAUUUAAUACUGCUCAGGUUGAUAGAAGUGCCAACUUAUUUGCCCCCUUCACAGCCCCGCCCAAACACCAGACGUCACCAGUCUAUAGUCUACUUAAAUUACCAGUCAUCAGGUCCCUGGUGGGAGAACUCCCCGAAGAUCAUUUCUUUUCAAUCGAGUCUCGACACGUUCCUCCGGCGCCUGGCACCUGGAUAUUCUCCCAGACGGAGCUUCCACCUAUCGAGCGAGAGGUCACAGACCGGUUGGUAGAGACUUUCUUCUCCGACAUUCACCCGUGCCAUCCAAUUCUAGACCGUGAUGCAUUUUUCGCAAUGUAUGAAAAUGUCAUGUCGGACGGGCUGGGGUUGGGUUUGCAGUCGGCAUUUUGUCUUGUCGUUUUUGCGCUGGGGGCUGUUGCAUCGGAGGCCGCAGCGGUUAAUCCGCAAGAGCAAUACUGGGAGCCGGCCCUGAAAUACCUCCAACCCGCUUUAAAAAUUCUUAUGGCUGAGUCUGUCUUUUCAUUUGGGACCGACUUGCAGUUCGUUCAGGCGUUGAUAUUCGGCGGGAUUUGUUUUGCAUACAUGGCAAAGCCGUUGCAUAGCUGGAAGCUCAUUCACAUGGCUUCUACGGAUGUGCAGCUGCUGCUGUCGAGUGAUUAUCUUACCGAGCUGAAGCUUCCACCAAGUGGAAUCGAAACGCUGGUCGAUGACAUGGCACUUCCUAAAGCUGGCAAUCCCAGCGAUCGAGAAGGGCUAAGCUAUCUGGCAGAGAUAUCUAUGAGAAGCCUCCUGAACCGAGUGCUGAGUUCUCUCCCCAACGAGUUCGAAAGCGGCCAGUUAAGUGAGGAGUUUGAAGUAACCGGGGCUAUCACGGUCGCGUCAGAGCUUGAUCAGCAGCUCUUACUGUGGUACGAUUCCGUCCCGGAAUUGAUCAAACCAACGCUGGGUGUGGGGCCGACUGCCGACGGCCGCGAGAGGAUUCUGAGGAUCCGCUACUAUCAAGCAAGAUAUAUCAUCCAUCGCCAAUUCGUGGUGUAUUCCGCUUCACUGCCGGAAGACAGAGAACCAUCCCCGAAAGUCCUGGCGGAGGCGCAGGUGUGUAUCGAGAGCUGCAGGCUCUAUUUGCAGAAUACUGGCGAGAUUUUGAAGAAGCCGUCACAGUAUACCUGGACACUGGCACAGUCGUCACUUGACGCCGCCCUGGUCUUGACUACUGCCUCACUUUCACGGCAUUUAAAAAAUCUAGUUCCAGAUAUCCUUCCGCUGCAGCAGCUGCUCAUUGAUAACAUUGCAAGAUGGGUGGCGCCGGAAUCUAGCUUUGAGUCUAUCUUAUGCAUUCUUGGUGAUAUAGUCGGGAAGCAGCAGUUCCAUUGA